Carcharodon carcharias (great white shark) is the source of this 3990-nucleotide messenger RNA. RefSeq names its product replication factor C (activator 1) 2 (gene rfc2). NCBI's taxonomy places the organism in Eukaryota, Metazoa, Chordata, Chondrichthyes, Lamniformes, Lamnidae. Gene Ontology annotation, biological process: DNA repair; DNA-templated DNA replication. The record is from RefSeq and is a predicted model, not a curated record. Gene Ontology annotation, cellular component: nucleus; DNA replication factor C complex. Gene Ontology annotation, molecular function: DNA clamp loader activity; ATP binding; ATP hydrolysis activity. Bases 352 to 1299 code for a protein of 315 amino acids. The transcript has 11 exons.
CGCGCGCACAUCAGGCUGGCUGGUCCUUGGGACCGGAGCCUGGAGGACCACUCCGGGACAGCGGAAAACAACAGAGGGAACUCUUGGCACGAAGUUAGGGUAUCGUUGGCGAGACACCUGCUUCAAUGCUGACGGGUCCAAAACAUCCGAUAAAACAGGAAAAUCUGGCGGAAAAUCAGAAGUCUUCGAUACAGUGUAAGCGGGUUAAUUUUGAAAGACCUCAACAAUCGAAGGUUUUUAUUGCGUUUAGGUUUAGAAGCUGUUGACCAAUGAAAGGAAACACGGGCCGCCAACCACCCCCCCCCCCCGGACGUGAUCACGUAAGACGCAUCGCGCGGGAAGCGGGUAACCAUGGAGCCGGGAGAGAGCGGGAGCGGCUCGGUGCCGGAGCCGGGAGCGGGGCAGGAUCGGGAUAAGGAGGUCGCGACCUCCAGUGCUGCAGGGCGAGUGGCAACGGCAACCUAUGAGCUUCCUUGGGUUGAGAAAUACAGACCACUGAAACUAAAUGAAGUUGUGGGGAAUGAGGAAACCGUCAGCAGGUUGGAGGUGUUCGCAAGGGAGGGAAAUGUACCCAACAUCAUUAUUGCAGGUCCACCUGGUACUGGAAAAACAACUAGCAUCCUGUGCUUAGCACGGGCACUGUUGGGUCCUGCAUUAAAAGAUGCCGUUCUUGAACUCAAUGCAUCAAAUGACAGAGGUAUUGAUGUGGUCCGAAACAAAAUCAAAAUGUUUGCCCAGCAAAAGGUCACACUACCAAAAGGUCGUCACAAGAUCAUCAUCCUGGAUGAAGCUGACAGUAUGACAGAUGGAGCUCAACAAGCCCUAAGGAGGACAAUGGAGAUUUACUCUAAAACAACACGCUUUGCCCUGGCAUGCAAUGCUUCAGACAAAAUCAUAGAGCCUAUCCAGUCUCGCUGUGCUGUCCUACGUUACACAAAGCUCACCGAUGCCCAGGUCCUUGCACGACUGAUGCAGGUGGUCGAGAAGGAAAAUGUCCAAUAUACAGAUGAUGGACUGGAAGCCAUCAUCUUCACAGCGCAAGGAGACAUGAGACAGGCUUUGAACAACUUGCAGUCAACACAUUCAGGAUUUGGGUUUGUCAACAGUGAAAAUGUUUUCAAGGUCUGUGAUGAACCACAUCCACUUCUGGUAAAAGAGAUGAUUCAACAUUGUGUUAAUGCAAACAUCGAUGAGGCAUAUAGGUUGUUGCUCACCUCUGGAAGCUGGGUUACUCGCCAGAAGACAUCAUUGGCAACAUCUUCCGAGUCUGUAAAACUUUCCAAAUGCAGGAGUACUUGAAACUGGAGUUCAUCAAGGAAAUUGGAUACACUCAUAUGAGAAUUGCAGAAGGGGUGAAUUCCUUAUUGCAAAUGGCUGGACUGCUGGCUCGACUUUGUCAAAAGACUGUGGCUCCACCAGCAAGUUGAUGCAUAGGCCCUAAUCUCCAGAGUGCUUUUGUUUUCAAAAACUAGUUUCAAGUUUGUUACAGAUUUGUAUGUUUAUCUGUAUAGACUUCAUUGGAUAUCUCCCAUCAGAUAACCUUCCUGUAUUCAUGGGAUUCUGUGGAUUUGUACUUCUGUAUCUCGGCUUUUAUCACUUUCUGGAGCUGUGUAAAGUUCACAUAAUAAAUGCAGAAAUUUUAAUGUGCACCAAAUCAGUAAGGCAUAAAUUUAUGUGAACUUAUUUCUCGACCAUGGAAACAACCAUAGAGCACGGAAACUAGAAUUUCCAAGUUGGAGACUGAUCAUUUCAAUAUGAAAUUCUGAUUUACCUGUUCCAUGGGUGUGUUUUAAUAUUUUCUUUUCACCUUGAUUCUGCUGUGUAGCCCGUGUAAGUUUCUUAGCAGCAUAGUAAGAUGCUGACUCCUUGGCUAAUGAGAUCCAGUACAGGUUCGCGUUGUUAGUUCUUCCUUUCUCCAGUUAUUUGUAAAAUAAAUUCAUCUCUGUUGAGGUAUUUGACAGUGGAUUCACUUCAGGAGAUCUUCACAUAUCACUGCUUUCUGUUUUUGUCAUUGGUCCCAAUUACACCAUGAAAAUAGCCCCAUGUGAGCUCCAGCACCCCAUGAGGCCACUUAAAUCCUAGUUCACGUGCAUGCUAGAAUGCAUUUCUAUUUUGCCGUGACUGUCUCCAUGGAAAUAAGCACACGUGCUGAAACCAAAUAGACUUUUUUUUAAACUGGUGAAUAUGAAGAAGCUGUUGACAUUUCUCAACACUUUAAUAAUAUAAAUAUUGCCUCUGCUCAGGGGAUUUACAGGUGAGCUGUUUUUCUUUUCUGUGUUUGUUGACCUGAUCAAUUUUGGAGAAAAACAUGAUUCAUACUGGGAGGAAUGUCAGAAAUGCAGUCAUGAAUGUGAUUAAUUUAUUAGAAACUCAGCCACAUACACGCACACAAUCUGAUUUCCUUGUUCUCUUUCCUUUUCACCGCAUGCCCCCUCCCCACCCAACCCUUAAAAUUGUAGCAGAGAGAUUAUCCGCCACAGUGGGUGAAGAGGUUGCAAAAGGAAAUUGCGCAGCAAAUGUAUGAAGGGAACCUAGAGCUUUUCAGAUCUGAGGUGUUGAGAGCUGCAAAGGGAAAACUGCUUGUGGAUUGAGGUUAGAAAUGGAAUUACAACAAUGGUUAGACUCCGAUAAGUCAGAAAUUAUUUGAUCUGGAUUGAAAAGGAGCAGACUACUUUCCCACUGAACACUAUUCUAAUGUUUGUGUGGGAAUGCUAGAGUAUUCUCCUCUUUGUGGAAUGAUGAGGCUUGUAAUUUUCAGUGGUGGAAAUGCUUAAGUCGGUCUUCCUUUUUGUUCACUGCAGUGACAGCAGUUGGAGUGGUUGAAGGAUCCAGUACUGUGACUGGGCUGCUCCACUGACGGUGGUUACAGGGAGUAGUUUCAUGACAUGACUGUUAACAGAUCCAGUGGCCAAAAAAACAGGAUGCUGCUCCUGUGACGGCAGGGAGCAAAAACCAACUUCAGUGUGCUCAUGCCAGCAACAAAGUUUAGUUUCAUAAAAAGCCUUCAAAACCCAAGGGAAGGAGUACUUUAAUUACAAGUUAAUUUUCCUGCCAGUUUGUCUUGCCUCUCUUUGACCAAUGCCAGAGCUCCACCAAACUUUUUCUCCUUGCUCCUCUUACUCUACAAAUAUGCUACUCUACCCUCAUUACGGUCACAUCUACUUCGUUUUUCCCCAACCUCAAAUCUUUGGAACUCAUAAUCUCCCUUAAUCUCCACCCCCUCCCCCAUACUUGUUUUUAAAACUCAAGCUUUGCAUUAUCUAAUUGCUGCUUUCGAAUUCUGCUGUCCAACCUUGGACUGUGGGCCAUCAACCUACUGAUGUUUUUUUUAAAAAUACAUCACCUAGAUGGAUUAAUGAUAACUACUGAAAUUAGAGGACACAUGGGAUCACCCAGGCUUGGCCAAAUUGCAGAUACAAGUUUUGAAAGCGCUUGCAGUAAAAUAAAACUAGAAUGGAUGUCGUAGGGAAUAUGACCUUUUGGCCAAGCCAGGAAGCUGAUAACUAGCCUGUGGGUCAGUCUGUGAUAAGCUGAGGAUUGUGGGUCAGAAAAAAAUAAGUUGAUGAAUGACCUGUGAGUUGUAGGGUAAUAAACUGAUUGCUUGACCUCGGGGUCAAGCUAAAAUAUGCAGAUGAUAGGCGCUGUGGUGAAAUGUCAGGAUGGAUGAGCAAAGUUUAUUUUGGAAUAAACUGAGGACAUCGUUUGUGCUAAAGGUCAGGUCAUUCUGUGAUCGUUUUAUAAAUUUCUCUAAUUACAGAUGCAUCAAACAGGUAAUUUCAUGUUUGUGUUGUAAACUUGUUUGUAAUUAUGUAGGUAACAAACUAGACAUACAAAAUGAUAACAUUGUGAGUUAAUGAUUAGAUAACACAAAGAUGGCAUACAAGAGACGGAACCUGUGUAAGUAACCUUGAAUUGCCUCUGAGCAUUCUGAAAGAGCAUUUCCUCUGUAUGCAUACUUAUACUGAAUAAACUGCUUGUUUUUACUUAAAA